Molecule: messenger RNA, 240 nt
Organism: Colletotrichum costaricense
Lineage: Eukaryota; Fungi; Ascomycota; Sordariomycetes; Glomerellales; Glomerellaceae
Exons: 2
Coding region: 1-240 (79 amino acids)
Source: RefSeq, a predicted model, not a curated record
AUGCCGAGUCGCCCCGACUCAGCGGCCAAGCUCUGGUGGACAUAUGGUGACCAUUUUGAUAUUCGCUUUGUUCAAGCCUACGAGAUGCUGCAACCAGAACAGGGCGCAACACGGCGCACUUUCAUUCAUCGAAUCAAAAGAAUGGCGUCCUUGGAGAAGAGGCGGAUCAGCUGCACAGGCCACGCCAAACAUGUGAAGUCGAGAAGCCACAGAAGGACCAUCGGCGCAUGGGCGCCCUGA